CUUGUAAACUUCAGCGCUCCGGUCUAUUAUCUAUAAACGUUUUCUGCAAGACUAAACUAGUGUCGGGAGUGCUAAAGUGUGCAUAAACCGACACAAAAAAGCACCUGGCUGAUAAGGGGCACAAGGUGACAUCUGGAAUAACUGAUCGAUUGAAAGAUGUUGAGGAGGAAACCAACCCGCUUGGAGCUGAAGAUCGAUGACACAGAGGAGUUUGAGAGCAUCAAGAAGGAGCUUGAGGCCAGGAAGCGUCAGCGAGAGGAGUCUGAAUCAGGAGCGGGUGGGAGCUCUAUCCUCAGUUCUGACAUGAUUGGGGCCGGAGCAUCAAUGUGCUCUUCCACACCGCUAACCAGGGCAGAGAUUAUCAAUGAGCGUAUUGGGUACAAGCCCCACCCCGCACCCCAAACACUGCCAACCCUGUUUGGAAAUUUGUAAUUUUAAUAAAGUUUUGUUUUUUUUUA
Messenger RNA from Cololabis saira (Pacific saury), 458 nucleotides. RefSeq names its product cell division cycle 26 homolog (gene cdc26). The coding region runs from base 157 to 432 and encodes 91 amino acids. Lineage: Eukaryota; Metazoa; Chordata; Actinopteri; Beloniformes; Belonidae. Gene Ontology annotation, cellular component: anaphase-promoting complex. The transcript has 3 exons. The record is from RefSeq and is a predicted model, not a curated record. Gene Ontology annotation, biological process: protein K11-linked ubiquitination; anaphase-promoting complex-dependent catabolic process; regulation of mitotic cell cycle.